ACACUGUUGUUUGCCUGUGAGCAGUCAGUGUGUGUGCUCUACGGCGUUACACAAUUCUUUAUUGUUUUACUCAUCUUUUUAAAUAGUAAAGAUAAAGAAAAUUGAGAGGAGAAGUCAGUGAUGGGUCUUUCUCUGCCUCUCUGCGGGCAGGAGUGCCCUGGCCGGCGGGCCGAUUGUUAGCCAUGCUGCGACAGCAAGACCCUUCAGUCAGCACCCUGCAUCUGGUGGCCAAUGAUAUGACCGAUAUCAUGGAGAACUUGGACACACGAGAACUCGACAUGGGCGAUGGAGAAGAGGAGUUUGACGGCCAGGACCCCACUGGUGCAGAAAACUGCAUCCGCUUCUCAGCCGUGUAUAAAACAAAAGGCUUUAAGGAACCUGGAGGACGCGUGUUCAUUACCGCUCUUCCCAUAACCGCCAAAAUCCUGGAGGUGGAACGCUUCACUUCUGUCCAGGAUCGCUUUAACGUCACCUCCCAGAGAAGCGUUUCUAAGGUGCUUCCUUCAGUAUUUAAGAUAGAAAUGAAGCACGGAAACUUCACCUGGUUGAUCAAGAGGAAGGAGAAACAUUUUAUGGAGCUUCACCGUGAACUUCGCACUUACAAGGCCUUCUUGAGAAUCCCGAUUCCCAUCCGCAUUCAUGCAGAACGGAGGCAUACGGUAAACAGAAACAUGGAACGGAGCAUGCCGACUCUGCCACGGGGAGGGGGAGAGGAACUGGCCAGGGAAGAGCAAGUGUCUAGUAGAAGAAGACAACUUGAAGAUUACUUGAAUAAGCUGCUUAAAAUGCCAAUGUACAGAAAUUACCACGCAACGAUGGAGUUCAUUGAUGUGAGUCAGUUGUCAUUCAUCCACGACUUGGGACCAAAAGGCUUAGAGGGCAUGGUGCUCAAAAGGUCAGGAGGUCACCGUAUUCCUGGACUGAACUGCUGUGGCCAUAGCAGAAUGUGCUACCGCUGGUCCAAAAGGUGGCUGGUGGUGAAGGACUCUUUUCUCGUGCUUAUGAAACCAGACUCUGGUGCCAUCUCAUUUGUCCUGCUUGUGGACAAGGCGUUUGACAUCAAAAUGGACACUAAAGACACCGAGACGAAGCAUGGCGUCCGGAUAGACAGCCUGUCCAGGGCUCUGGUGCUGAAGUUCACCAGUUACCGGCACGCCCGCUGGUGGGGUCAGGCUUUAGAUCAAUUUGUGAAGAACUAUGGCACUAACUUUCUUAAGGAACAUCGCUUUUCAUCCUUUGCUAAAAUGCAGAAGAACGUCCCAGCCAAAUGGUAUGUGAAUGGAAAGCAGUUUAUGGAGGAUGUGGCAAACGCCCUGGAGGCGGCAGAGGAGGAGAUCUUUAUCACCGACUGGUGGCUGAGUCCAGAGAUCUUCCUCAAGAGGCCUGUUGUCGAGGGCAACCGCUGGCGACUCGAUUCUGUCCUGAAACGGCAAGCGCAAAAAGGUGUGCGGAUCUUUGUGAUGCUGUAUAAGGAGGUGGAGAUGGCACUUGGUAUAAACAGUGAAUAUAGCAAACGGACACUACAACAGCUUCAUCCUAACAUCAAGGUAAUGAGACAUCCUGACCAUGUGUCGUCCUCCGUGUACCUUUGGGCACAUCAUGAGAAGAUCAUUGUGGUUGACCAAUCGGUGGGUUUCGUGGGAGGCAUUGACUUGGCAUACGGGCGCUGGGACGAUCAAGAACAUCGGCUGACUGACAUAGGAAGUGUCACAAGGACUCUUCCUGUUUCUACGGAGAACUUGUCUGAAGUUUCUUCCUCUAUGGCCGCUCCACCAAACGGGGCCGGUGCGUCGCACGGGAACGGUAAAAGUUUACCCGUGGACAACACAGACCAGCCCAAACUGAAAGGACAAGGAAAGAUCAAGAAGACCCGUUUCAGCAUCCGCAGGCAGCUGCAGAAACACGGGCUGGCACCAGCAGACAGCGUGAGCAGCGCCGAGAGCUCAGAAGAAAAUGCAGAAUCAGCCCAGGAUCUGCAGGCAGACGUCAUCGGGCUGAUGGGAAACACACGCUUCUGGCAUGGCAAGGACUAUUGCAACUUCGUACAUAAGGACUGGAUCCAGCUGGACAAACCUUUCGACGAUUUUAUUGACAGGCACAUAACUCCCAGAAUGCCCUGGCAUGACAUUGCCUCUGUGGUUCACGGGACAGCAGCCAGAGAUGUUGCGCGCCACUUCAUACAGCGCUGGAAUUUCACCAAGAUCAUGAAGCCCAAAUACAGGUCCCUCUCGUACCCGUAUCUCCUUCCUAAAUCUCACACGACUGGAAAUGAGAUCAAGUAUCAGGUUCCUGGAUGCUCGCAGGCAAACGUUCAGGUAUUGCGUUCUGCCUCAGACUGGUCAGCGGGCAUAAAAUACCACGAAGAUUCGAUUCACACGGCUUACGUCAACAUCAUUGAACACAGCAAACACUAUAUCUACAUAGAGAACCAGUUCUUCAUAAGCUGUGCAGACAACAAAAUCGUUCACAACAAAAUCGGAGACGCCAUCGCCAAAAGGAUCAUUAAAGCUUAUCGGGAGGGUAAGAAGUACCGUGUUUAUGUGGUGACGCCUCUGCUUCCUGGUUUUGAGGGGGAUAUUAACACUGGGGGUGGCAGUGCCAUACAAGCAGUCAUGCACUUUAAUUACAGGACCAUGAUCAGAGGAGAACACUCGAUUAUCUCACAGCUGAAGAAGGAAAUGGAAGAUCAGUGGAUAAAUUACAUCUCAUUUGGGGGUCUAAGGACCCACACUGAGCUGGAGGGAAAGCUGAUGACUGAACUGAUAUACGUGCACAGUAAGAUGAUGAUCGCUGACGACAACACCGUCAUCAUCGGUUCUGCCAACAUCAAUGAUCGUAGCAUGCUGGGUAAGAGAGACAGUGAGGUGGCUGUAGUUUAUGAGGACAUUGAGACUGUGAAGUCCAUCAUGGGCGGCGAAGAAUAUCAGGCCGGACGUUUCGGACUGAGUUUGCGCCUUGAGUGUUUCAGGAUGAUUCUGGGUGCAAACACAGACCCCAGCAUUGAUGUGACUGACCCUAUAAGUGACCAGUUUUACAAGGAGGUGUGGAUGACCACUGCUGCCCGGAACGCAACCAUCUACCAGAAGGUGUUCCGCUGCUUGCCGUCCAGUGACGUGAGGUCAAUUCUGGAACUAGAAGGGUUCCUCUCAAAGCCUGGUUUGGAGAAAGAGGACCCCGCCCGUGCCCAAGAGGAGCUGAAGAAGAUUCGGGGUUUCCUAGUCCAGUUUCCUCUCCAGUUCCUAAGCGAGCAGAACCUUCUCCCACCUAUGGGAUCAAAAGAAGGUAUGGUGCCCAUGGAUGUGUGGACAUAAGACAUUCAAAGGCGACCUGCUUCUUUAACGAAAACUACAAAUCCAGCAGGAGUUGCAGGCAAAUGCUUGGCAAUCUCACCGGAAUCACUGGAUUAUUAUGUACUGAGAAAUAAAACACGUCUGAAGGAGUUUAGCCAUCAGUUGUUUACUGGGAUCAUGGACAACAGCAAAAUGGGGUUGUUUCAUCCCUGUUUGAAGCUUGAUUAUCUUAACGUUUUUUAUAUACUGUACAUUGAGAUACGUAUAUAUGCGUCUCAUAUGAUUCUAACACUAUGCAACUAAUACUGUUGUUAAGAACUUUAACCGUAUGUUCUUUAAGAUGUGGAUGUUGUUUCUUUCUCAAACCCUAAAUUGGAUGCUGCAGGAGAAAGAUGCUUUAAUGUAAUUAUGGUCAUUGUCUAUUAUGAAUCGGUUUGUGCCCUGUAAAAUGCUUAGAAUAUGAAUUAUUUUCUGCAUCCAAGUGCCAACUAUCAACUUUUUGUGUAACCUUUUUGUAUGUAUAAAGCCCACAACUUUCCUUGUGUUUCUGAGCCCUGUGUUAUAUUGCAACAUAAUUUAUGUUUUGGUGGCCUUAUUUAUUUAUGGUGUUCCCUGUCAUAAUGCUGGGUAUAAAUUCCACUAAAUCGUUAAUCUAUUAUGAUGGACAACAGUAUGUAAGAAUACAUCGAUCAGUAUUCAGAUAAUACACGUUAUUUUUUUUGCAUAUUGUCCAUAUUGUACAAUAUACUGUAACAUGUUAUCCCUGGAACUCUUAUGGAGUUUACUAAACAUUGAAGGAGUACUGAAUCAAUCAUACAUUCCAGUAAGCAGUACUAAUUACAGACAAGUUUAAUAUAAAUAAUGUAAUUAAAAACAAGCAGGUUUUUGUUAACCAAUCAAUCUAAACUCUGCACGGUUUACUGCUUAAAUGCACUAUUAUAGUAUCAGCCGGUAGUUUGUUUUCCAUUUAAUUUUUCUAUCCUUUUUCAUGAAUUGCAUUUUUUGCACACAAUAUGUCUUAUCAAACAGAUAAAUGACAAGCGUUGGAAUGUAUAUGAAAUAUGAGCAUUGAUGCAAAUGCAGGUGAUUAAAUAAUGAUUUUUACACUA
Triplophysa dalaica is the source of this 4399-nucleotide messenger RNA. RefSeq names its product phospholipase D1b (gene pld1b). The transcript has 26 exons. Gene Ontology annotation, biological process: regulation of microvillus assembly; cell motility; phosphatidic acid biosynthetic process. The coding region runs from base 183 to 3311 and encodes 1042 amino acids. NCBI's taxonomy places the organism in Eukaryota, Metazoa, Chordata, Actinopteri, Cypriniformes, Nemacheilidae. The record is from RefSeq and is a predicted model, not a curated record. Gene Ontology annotation, molecular function: D-type glycerophospholipase activity; phosphatidylinositol binding.